AUGGCCAGAGCCACGUGGAACGGCGGAGUGGACUGCCUCCCUCGAGGUAGAGCCCUCCGUGUCUCGGGAACUCAACUUGCCCUUUCGGUGUUUUGCAGCGCGCACGGCGCGGGGGAAUCUGCCAUGGAUUGCGGUGGCGGGCCCGCGGGCAGCUCCACGGUCGCUAGCAAUAAGUCCCUCGCCCCGGCCUCGGCCACCCGCGACUCGAGCUCGGGAGAGAGCGGGCCCGGGCCGGCCCGCGCGGGAGUCGGCGCGCGCUCCGGGGGCGGGCGACCCGCGGCAGCGAACGCCGCGCGGGAGCGCAGCCGCGUGCAGACCCUGCGGCACGCCUUCCUGGAGCUGCAGCGCACGCUGCCGUCCGUGCCGCCCGACACCAAGCUGUCCAAGCUGGACGUGCUGCUGCUGGCUACCACCUACAUCGCGCAUCUCACGCGCAGCCUGCAGGACGACGCCGAGGAGCCAGCGGACCCCGCGCUGGGCGCCCUGCGCGGCGACGGCUACCUGCACCCGGUCAAGAAAUGGCCCAUGCGAUCAAGGUUAUACAUUGGUGCUACCGGUCAGUUUCUGAAGCAUUCCAUCUCUGGAGAAAAGACAAAUCAUGGUGGCACUUCUACAGACUCUCAGCCUUAA
Messenger RNA from Sorex fumeus (smoky shrew), 630 nucleotides. It is a transcript of the gene TCF24, whose product is annotated as transcription factor 24. NCBI's taxonomy places the organism in Eukaryota, Metazoa, Chordata, Mammalia, Eulipotyphla, Soricidae. Gene Ontology annotation, molecular function: RNA polymerase II transcription regulatory region sequence-specific DNA binding; DNA-binding transcription factor activity, RNA polymerase II-specific; protein dimerization activity. Gene Ontology annotation, biological process: developmental process; regulation of transcription by RNA polymerase II. The transcript has 2 exons. The record is from RefSeq and is a predicted model, not a curated record. Bases 1 to 630 code for a protein of 209 amino acids.